GGACAGGUGGGCACAGAGGGCAGAAACCCUGGAGCCCCCAACCGACCAUGACCCAAAGCUGCAGACACUUCAGCCCUGCCCUGGCCCCCAUCCUGCUGGCCCUGCUGCUGGGGGGCCCCGCGCUGGCCUCGGAGAUAGUGGGGGGCCGGGCGGCCCGGCCGCACGCCUGGCCCUUCAUAGCUUCGCUGCAGCUGCGCGGAGGCCACUUCUGCGGCGCCACCCUCAUCGCGCGCAACUUCGUGCUGUCGGCAGCGCAUUGUCUGAACGGCGUGAACUUUCGAUCGGUGCGCGUGGUGCUGGGGGCGCAUAAUCUGCGGCGGCGGGAGCGAACCCGGCAGAUGUUCAGGGUCCAGAGGGUCUUUGAAAACGGCUUCGACCCCUUGAGCCUGCAGAACGACGUCGUGGUUCUCCAGCUCAACAGGAUGGCCACCCUCAACGCCAACGUGCAGGUGGCCCAGUUGCCUGCCCAGGACCAGGGCGUGGGCGAAGGUGUGCAGUGCGUGGCCAUGGGCUGGGGCCGGCUGGGCACGAACCGGCCACCGCCCCAAAUCCUGCAGCAGCUCAACGUGACCGUGGUGACUGGUCUCUGCCGCCCCACCAAUGUGUGCACCCUGGUGCCACGCCGGCGUGCUGGCAUCUGCUUUGGGGACUCCGGCGGGCCCCUGGUCUGCAACGGGCUGGUCCAUGGGAUCGAUUCCUUCAUCCGUGGGGGUUGCGGCUCCGGGGUCUUCCCAGACUCCUUUGCCUCUGUUGCCAAGUUUGCCAACUGGAUCAACUCUAUCAUCCGGCGCUACAGUGACGACGAUGGCCCCUCUCUCCACCCCAGGGACCCCACGGGCAGGACCGACUAGAAAGGCUGUACCUGUCAUGCCCCCUCACCUGCCCCUGGCUGGGCCCUUCCCAUGAAGCAUCACUCAGCAUCUGGCACAAUAAAAACCUCUCUCUGUUUUGUA
Messenger RNA from Capra hircus (goat), 953 nucleotides. It is a transcript of the gene ELANE, whose product is annotated as elastase, neutrophil expressed. Gene Ontology annotation, biological process: proteolysis; acute inflammatory response to antigenic stimulus. Gene Ontology annotation, molecular function: serine-type endopeptidase activity. Bases 48 to 851 code for a protein of 267 amino acids. The transcript is spliced from 5 exons. The record is from RefSeq and is a predicted model, not a curated record. Lineage: Eukaryota; Metazoa; Chordata; Mammalia; Artiodactyla; Bovidae.